GCCAACACACGCACAUACACACGCUAGCACACACACACUUGCACACACACGUAUGCCCACACACUCAUGGCUCCUGUUACCUGUAUUCUUCUCCUGCUCCUGCUCCCAGGAGCUCUGGGUGACGUGUCCACAGUGAAGGACCUGGUGGUGCUGGAGGGCCGCUCAGUCACCAUUCCCUGCCACUACGACCCGCAGUACACGCGUCACGUCAAGUACUGGUGCCGGGGGACGCUGAAGGACUUCUGUUCCAGCCUGGCCCGCACGGACAGCCCCCCGGGGGCCAGCGGGAAGGUGGCGAUCACUGACGACCUCGUGCAGAGAGUGUUCACCGUCACCAUGAAGGACCUGCAGGAGGGAGACUCCGGCUGGUACUGGUGCGGGGUGGAGGUCGGAGGGAUAUGGAGAGCCGACGACACGGCGUCCGUGCACAUCACGGUCACACACGGGAUGUCGGUGCUGAACAGCAUGGUGGUGGGUGAGGAAGGGGGCAGCGUCAGCAUCCAGUGUCUCUAUGGCUACAGGCACAGGGACAGCGUGAAGAAGUGGUGCCGCAGCGGGGACUGGGGCUCGUGCGUGUCGACCGAUGCUAACGGCACCCUGGAGGGCGGGCCGGUCCGGAUCCGGGACGACCGCAGGGGGGCGUUCACCGUGACCGUCCUGGCGCUGGAGACGAGUAACGCCGGCUGGUACUGGUGCGCCGCUGGUCAGCAGCAGGUUGCGGUUCACCUGACCGUCACCCCGCGGUCCACAACGCUGCUCAGCACUACCAGUACGCCUUUCAUCUUCACCUUUCACAAAAUACACCAGGAAACACAGUAA
Messenger RNA from Megalops cyprinoides (Indo-Pacific tarpon), 819 nucleotides. Its product is annotated as polymeric immunoglobulin receptor-like. Bases 67 to 819 code for a protein of 250 amino acids. The transcript has 4 exons. The record is from RefSeq and is a predicted model, not a curated record. Lineage: Eukaryota; Metazoa; Chordata; Actinopteri; Elopiformes; Megalopidae.